CCUCUCCGCGCAGGAAGAGCUCGAGACCAACGGAAGGGCACGUGCGGUCUGACGAAGGGGGGUCGGCCGAAGCAGCUCGAGCUCUUGUUGCGGGAUCGUGCCGCACCUGGCGGAGGCGGAGCGACUGGUCGCGUGGGAGGCGCUCGAGCGAGGAGGGGUAUGGCGGAGGUGAAGGGCGUCGCUCAAACUGGGAUCUCUCCAAUAAUCAUGGAUACCACCAGGAAGGUGCCAGUAAUUCGCAAAUCCCUCAAACCAGCAAGACCAUUACAUCGUUUAUCUACUGAACUAGAUUCUGCUGUAUGUAUUGAUUAUCUACCACCGGUUUUACAUCAAAAUGAAGUUUCAUGGAGUGAAGAGAACUGGACUAUUUCAAGUGGAUAUGCACAACGGGAAACCAAGUGGAGUGAUGUCCCAACCUUUAGAAGCAAGCAAGAUCUUAAAGGACAGGAACGACCAAUAGAAAGACGUCAUUCUGGUCAGGGAGAUGGCACAAAGAAGGGUUUUCAAGUUGAAUUCUGGCAUCAGGCAACCUGGCAGCUUUAUCGAGGCGAGGACUUUGUGGAUUCAGGAGAUGCAGAGAGGAUUACAUACAGCAGAGAAUUCCUGAUGAAAAUUGCUAGCCUGCCUAUUUCAAAAGAGAAACCUGAGUUUUUGCCGUCUCUUCCUGUGGUAUUAGAGAGGCCAAGAGAGAGGUUGUAUGGAAGUGGACGGGGUUUAUGUUUUGCUUACCAAAAGAUGGCUACCAAUCAUCAUGGAAUUGCUGGCUGAUUGACAGUUGUAAAUCAAGUCCUGAACUCACUUGGAAGGUGCUUAUAUUCUGUUUAAUAUUUCUAAACAUAUCUACCGGACUUUUGGAUCUUUAUGGGAAGAACUCAUCCAACUUUACUCAACAACUGGAAGAUUUUCUUUUUUCAGUGAUGAGGUUCAUGAUUAAUUUCUUUUGAUUCUAAUUAAUCAAGAUGGUGAAGUACCACAUUUGUAAAACAGCACUUUUGGUAGAGUUUGUGCACUUGAAAUAAAUUGAAAAUGGGUUAACAAAUAUUUUUUUAUGUAGCAAAUGAAAUACAUAGAAAGGACAAUAUUGUAAUUCUGGCUCUCUCUUUUGAGGGAUAGUUAUUGGAUCAGUUACCACAGAGACCAUUUCACAUCCUGGAGGCAACAUGGUAUCCAGAGGCCAUGCAUAAAAAGAAACAUUUUUUUAAAAAAUCAUUAUGUUAAACAUUUUAAUCCAGACACCUUAUCUGAAACAAAAUCUUCAGUUCUGUGCUUUUCACCUGCAGUGUGUAUUACCUACGAGUAAAAAGAUUAGAAUACAUUAGCUCUGACAAGGUCAUCCUCCUCUUUGAUGUUAUCUUAUAUCUACAAGGUAGGACUAUCCCAGUUAUCCAAUGAGAGAUAUCAAAGGUACAUUCCUUUUAAGAAAUUAAGGAGUCAUACUAUGUUAUCCUUCCUGUGCUAUACAGACCUUGAUUUCUGAACAGUUACGCUAUUAGAAAAGUCAUUUUCACCUGAACUGUUGUUUCCAGCAACCACUCUUCUGGCAUUAUUGGGAUUCAGAGUAGGUGAGACAGGAUGGAUUUCACACUUCCAAGUUGGAAGAUCCUUCUACAUCUUUUACGUGUAAAUGAGCAUGUAACCAGAAGUUGGACCUCUAUAUCUCAACGUCGACCCAUAUGUAACAUUAGACCAAGGAGCAGGUCAUACUAAUAGGGUAUAAAUAAUAAUGAGAGCUACUACAUGUACAUGUUUUACAACGUAGUCUCUUUAGCAUUUGCCUUGUACCCCUGAGCUUCAAAGAUUUACAUCACACACUGCCAAUUAGCAGAAGUGCAUUAUGAACCAAGAAAAUAAUUUCCCAAAUUUAGUCUUCAUAAGCUAUGCAUAAUACUUUAGUUUUUGCACAACAAUAUCCAUGUAGAAAGAUUUAAUUUUCUUAUUAUUCAGUGUUCAUUUCAUGCUCUACUGCAUGAGCAUAUGGAGAAUGAAUAUGUGUUGAAAAUAGCCAGUGGUAACUCAGAUUGCUUACAGCUUCAUUAUCAAGUCAGAUACCAUUAUUCACAAGCUUAGAAUUCUUUAAAUGUUUAUGGCUGGCACCAGAGAAGUGGUCUUUUUUUGCUUCAAGAAGCUUACGUUUUAAACUCAGUUUAAAAUCCCUCGUGUAGGCAAAGAUCUCAAGGUAUAUGGUAUUAAGCAUAUAUGUAAGCAAUCUUGAUUGAGAAUUAAACUGCCUACAGAAUUAUCACAGCUAGCGCUGUAGCUACCAGAGUGACUGAAAAAGAGGUUGAUGAGAUAUCUGUGAUGCUCUCUGGUGGGAUCUUCAGAUUUCAAUUAAUUGAAUGGUAAAUUAAUUGUUUUGUGUGUUCUGUGUUCUCCAUAAGUUCUCUGUAGCAUCCUAUUGUAGAAAUUGGCUUAAGAUCCAUCAGUGUGCCUUUGGAACUGGAACAAUAGCUUUAAAACUUUCAAUGAAGGGUUCACUCAUUUGGUUAUACUUUGGCCUGUUGAAUAAAUCCUGAUGUAUACAUUUGAUUUUUUCAGUCUGCUUCCUGCACCAGUGAUUGAUCCAAUGAGCAUCCACGGACAGUGGAUAAAGAUUAAAUGCAUUACAAUUCUCUAAACCAUCUCACCCCUAAAAUUGUUAGGAACACUGAUAAUACCUCUGAAUUACAGAUGUUUACCUCAUAUGUCACAACUACUUUCCCAGAAUAAUUAUUUCAAAUA
Messenger RNA from Rhincodon typus (whale shark), 2718 nucleotides. RefSeq names its product granulito (gene gra). The transcript is spliced from 7 exons. The record is from RefSeq and is a predicted model, not a curated record. The coding region runs from base 160 to 768 and encodes 202 amino acids. NCBI's taxonomy places the organism in Eukaryota, Metazoa, Chordata, Chondrichthyes, Orectolobiformes, Rhincodontidae.